Molecule: messenger RNA, 499 nt
Organism: Harpegnathos saltator (Jerdon's jumping ant)
Lineage: Eukaryota; Metazoa; Arthropoda; Insecta; Hymenoptera; Formicidae
Exons: 2
Coding region: 167-499 (110 amino acids)
Source: RefSeq, a predicted model, not a curated record
CGUUCCUCCUGAUUACAAAUAUCAUACAUAUAAGGUGAUUCUCUUCAUAUUUUGUUCAUAAUUUGCAAUAUAAUUUUGCCUAGUUCGUGGGUCUUCGCAAGAGGUUUCUAGUAGGCACCUGUAGACCCUUAACUCGUUGUAUGAUGCAAGCAACAUACUUGAUAAUAUGUCUGAUAACGAUCCUAAUACAAACACAUCAUGCAAGGAAGACAUAGUAAAGAGAACAAAAUGUACAUCAAAUUGGAAUACAUAUACUCCAGAGAAAUUAAGAGCAGCUAAAUACACAUUAUUAAAAGUAAGAAAAAGUAAUGCCUCAGAAAAUAAAGAAAAUAAAUCAAAUUUAUGUCAAAGUACAGCACGACGACGUAGACCAUUGACAAUGGCUUUAAACAGUUCUCACAUUUCUAAACAAUAUAGUGAUUUGGCACAAGUUAAAUUGAAACUUGCAAAGUUGCAGUUGAUAGCUGUAAAAGAAGAAAUGGAGACAAAAAAUAAAUAA